CUUCUAGACAACAGGUACCUGUGAAGCAGAAUAAUGCAAUAACAAGCAGGUUGUCGGAGCCACAGAGAAAAGAUAGCAUUGGAUUUAUCCUUAUUUCCCCUUUAGGGGUUCUUCACCUUUCAGACUUUGGUCUACCCUUCUCCAAUCCAGCUCCUAAAGUGACACCUCACAGGCAGUUAUUUCUGGAUGACCCUACAUCAAAAACAGACUCUCGGAAGCUAUAGAUUGCCACCUUCGAGGCUGCUUUCCAUAUGCAGGUAACCCAAGAAGGCCUCUUCUGUGCUCGCUAAUCUACUAAAGAGACUUAAUUUUGCCGAAAAGCUCCGUAGGUUUCUUUGUCUUGGACAGCCACCUCACUGCAAUAUUCUUUUAGGAUUUAUUUAUUAGGAGUUUGCUUUCAGGGCGAAAACAUAGACAUCUGACGUUACGUACCACCAUUUAGAGGGUGUGUUUUUGGAAUUCCUGUCUUGAUUGAUUUCUACUCAGAACAACUUGUCCAUUGUUGUUGCUGUCCAUAAACCACCAUCUUUGGUCCUCCCGGAGGGCAGCAGAAGAAAGAAAAAAAGAGGUGUGCAUUUUAUAGCCAAGGUGAAGGAUACCCAUAAUGGCAUCUGCAGGGCUAGAGAUCAUGGCAAUGGGCCUCUGUAUCUUUGGCUGGUUGGGGACUAUCCUUUCAUGUGCAUUGCCCAUGUGGAAGGUUUCAGCAUUCAUCGGAAACAACAUUGUUGUGGCGCAGAUAAUCUGGGAGGGACUGUGGAUGAAUUGUGUUGUGCAGAGUACUGGCCAGAUGCAGUGUAAGAUCUAUGAUUCCAUGCUAGCCCUGCCUCAAGAUAUUCAAGCUGCCCGGGCCCUCAUGGUUAUCUCUGUGGUGCUUGCUGUCCUGGCAUUGUUGGUGAGUAUUGUUGGAGCCAAGUGUACCAACUGUGUGGAGGAAGAAGGUGCCAAGGCACGUAUUGUCAUUACCUCAGGUGCCUUCUUUAUCGUCUCAGGACUUCUCGCACUUAUUCCUGUCUGCUGGUGUGCCAACUCCAUCAUCCGUGACUUUUACAAUCCAAUUGUGGCUGAAUCUCUCAAAAGGGAACUGGGGGCUGCUCUCUAUGUUGGUUGGGCAGCUUCUGCCUUACUACUCCUUGGAGGAUCACUCCUGUGCUGCUCCUGCCCGCCAAGGGACAACCGUUACCCAGGCCGUAUUGCAUAUUCUGUUCCAGCCAGAUCUACUGCUCCACCAGGCAGUACGAUUGACAAGCGGGAUUAUGUCUGAGCAGUUGUAGUGGUGAGGUGGUGAUGAAAUUUGCCAGAUACUGCAGGACCCAAACUAGGACAGGCAUUAUUGGCCCAAGGACUUCUGGAACAAGAAGAUAGGACAACCUUAUCAGUUUGGGUUUAGCUAUGAUAUCUGGCAAUUCUGGAAUGUUGGUGCAUGUAUAUAUGUGCAUGUAUGUGUGGGUAUACAAGUAUAAUGAGUGAUGUGAGUGACUGAGGAAAUGUGAACAAAUAAAGGGAUAUGAGAGACAAUGAACAAAUCUUUUUAAAUGAGAUGAAUACAUCAGCAAACACAAGUGGAAUGCAGGAACAACUGGGGCAGCUGAACAAACAAGGGCAGGUUUAGGACAAGUAUAUGGAUAAAUUAACAGUGCAUAACAUGUAUGUGGAGGUGAAAAAUAAAGAAGUAGAGGAAGAAGACUAGAAACACCAUGAUAGCAAUGGCUUUGCCAUCUGGAGAAUGAAAUACUGUAAUUAUCUUAGGCCAAAGUAAUGGUCUUCUCCUAUUGCCUGUUGUCCCUUCAAAGACUUCAGGCUGUUCCUUCUCUUGGAAGACUGCACUGUGAGACACAAGGUAUGCCUUGGGCUUCUAAACUGGCUGGAUAACGUCAUAAGCGGGCCUGUCAGGGAUGAUGAAGUAUGAGUUAAAUUUCCAACCGGUUAACUUUUGAAUAGAAUGUUGCAAUAAUGAAAAGUGGUUAGGCAUCUGUAGCAGAGGAUUUUACAGGAAAGAGAUUAUUUGGGUCCAUUUAAGUCAGGGUUCAGGCUGUAUAGCAGAGGUGUCAAUCACGAUUUCAUUGAGGGCUGCAUCAGGGUUGUAUUUGACCUUGGGGGACUGGAGUGGGCAUGGCUAGCUCAAUGUCAUUUGUGUCAGGGACACCUGUGGUGGCCAAGUGCUAAGGCAGGACUUCCCUCAAACCUUCUCUCCCUCUCUCUCAUUAUAAUCUUCCUCCCUCCCUCCCUCCCUCCCUUCCUUUUCUUCUUUUUCCUUCCCUCUUCAUUCUCCUUUUUUCUUCCUUCCCCUUUUUCCUUAUUUUUCCUUCCUUGCUCUCUUCACAUCUUUCCUUCUUUGUCUUUCCUCUUUCCUGUCCAUUGGAUGCUCAAAUGCAAAAGGGGAAACAUUUCUCCUUUUGUUUUGCUUUUAGUUUUUUUGCUAGUCCUCUGCCAGUGAACAUGGACCCUGGAGGGAGGACACACUGCCCCCCUGGACAACCUUUUUGCUGGCAGUGGCAUUGUGGGCUGUUCCUUCACUGUUUCUGAGGUGGCCCCUCGGGCCAGAUCAAAGCACUCCAUGGGCCAGAUUCAGCACGCGGGCCUUGAGUUUGACACCCCUGCUGUAUAGUAGAGUACAGUACAGAAAAAUACAGAGACAGAGGCAGCAUUAGCUGCACUUGCUGAUGAUCUUUGGGGAAGCUGGGAUGGGAGUGGUGCUCUUGAUCUCUCAGUGGCUUCAGUACCAAUGAUGAAUGAUCGCAGUAUCCUUCUGGACCAGCUGCAGGAUUUGGGGAAGGGAGGCAUCAUUUUAUAGUGCUUCUCCUCUUUCCCAGGGGUCAGCUCCAAUCAGUGCUUGGGGAGGGAAUGUUGCAGCUCUUUGUUUCUAAGGUGUGUCAGAGCUUGAAGCUUCUCCCCUCUUGCUCAGCAACUACUUGAAACAAUCAGAUGAAGCCAUCUGUCAGUAUCACCAGUAUCAGAUGAUACCCAUCUUGAUCCCAGACUGUCCAGAUGAUGCUGUUAAUGUCCUGUCACAGUGUCUAGAGCAAGGGUGGUUUCUAUUUACCUUUACUACCGGUUUGUAUCACGCUCAUGCCUGCGCUCUUUCUUCUGUGCAUGCGCAGAUCACCUAUGAUGAUGUCCGGGUCAGUGGGCGGAGCCUCCCACCAGUUUUACAACUGGUUCUUGCAAACUGGUCUGAACCAGGGGCAACCCACCACUGGUCUAGAGGUUGUUCAGGUCUCGAUGGGGAAGAACAAAUUGAUUCAAUCCUGACAAGACAAAAUGGUCUAUGUUUAUUCCCUCCCACCCUUGAUCUGGGGAUUUUCCAUCUUUAGUUUUAUAUGAGAUAGUACUUCCCCACUUUAGACUGUAGGCAACUUGAGGAUAAUCCUUGAUCCAUAGUUCUUAUUCAAACAGCAGGUAGCAAGCUGUGGCCAUUGGGGGGUGGGGGUGGGCUUUGCACAGAUUCAUCUGUUGCCCUAGUUGCACCUGUACCUAGGUUGGGAGGCCCUUUAGAUGUUCACCUAGGCCCUAGAGACCUCAUGAAUGGACUACUGCAAUAUACGAUGCACACGAGUCUGCCUUUGAAGACCACUCGAAAGUUACAACUGUUCCAGAAUGCAGCAGUGCAGGCAAUGAUGUUCAUGCUAUGAUUUACUCAUUUAUCAUUGCUACUGCGUGAGCUGCACUGGUUCCCAUUCUGUUUCUAGGUAUAAUUCGAGGUCCUGAUUAUUACUUAUACAUGGUUUCAUUGGCCUGGUUAUUUGAUGAAUUGCCUGUUCUGAUAGUCCCAAAGGUGCUUUUUCAGGAGGCAACUGGACUUUCUUGUUUUUCCUUUUGAAGAUGUUUCACUUCUCAUCCAAGAAGCUUCUUCAGCUCUGACAGGAUAGCGGGGAAGCUGAAGAAGCUUCUUGGAUAGAAAGUGAAAUGUCUUCAAAAGAAAAAAAAAUCAAGAAAGUUGAACUGCCUCCUGAAAAAGCACCUUUGGGACAACCAUGACCUGGAUGAUUGAGAACCACUACAGGACUGUUCUGGCAAUUUCUAUUCACCCAGUAAGAUUAGGCAGAGAUGAUGCAUUCCAAAUCCCUUUAAUUAAGCAAUGUGGAAACCUAGGCAGUGUGUCUUCUCUAUUGCAAUACCUAUCGUCUGGAACGGCAUCCCAUCUAAGGCUCUCAUUCUGAUGACAUUCCAAAAUAUUUUGGAAGGUAAGGUGGGUGUAGAACCUCUGACAGUUGUUUCCUUGAUUUUUCCCCCCUGAAUGUACAUGUUUCCACCCCCCUCCUUGUUAUAUGGUUUUCUUAUUUUUUUUAAAUGUAAGAUGCUCAGCAUGACCUGGAGUUGGAUGUCCCUUCCAUUUAAAUACACAAAUAAAUAAAUACAUAUCCUUUGUCUCAAUCAGCACAUUGCUUUGGGCCUGCUUAGGCAGAUGUACAAAGAACAUGAGGCUAUGAGAACAGGUCAAGAAGCAGACAAAUUAAAUAAUGAGAGGAACAGAAAAUGGCACUGAGAACUGGUUAUUUUAUAAACUCUUUUGACUAUUCUGAUACAAAAGCCAUUCUUUUUGGGUCAAAAUCAGCAUCUAAAGAAUAAAGAGACACAGAGUUGAAGAAAAACGGCGAAUUUAAUUCUGAAACGAGCACAAGAGGAAUGAAUGCAUGCCUGACUGAAAGAAUCGGGGACUUAAAGAAUGCAAGAAGACUUGGGAAGAAAAAAGGUAACCAACCCAAACCUGCAUAGAUAACAAAUGAUUCAUGAAAGAUGUAAAUAUUGGACAAAGGCCAGAAUCCCCUGCAAAGAAGAUGCAGGAAAAAGAAGACUGAAGUUGGGAGCAAAGACAUUAGUUUAGAUUUAGUUAAAAAAAAAAAAAGUUGUUUGGAGCAGAUGGGGUGGGUGGGAAAGAACCCUGACCCUACAAUUACAAGGGACUGGUGCUAUUUGCUCUCUGGUUAAUAAUUAGUGGAGGAUUUGGCUAUUCUCAGGGGCCUGGGUAAACAAAGGGGUCUGUUACCUCCCUGACCAUUGAUCUUUACCUAUUACAACCACCUGCUUCAGACCUGGAUAGAAAGAAAUUCAGCAGAAAGGAAUAGGACUUUGAACAAAUGCAUUUAAGCCCCAUUCCUUUUACAGAAAUAUUCCGGCUUGCAAAUCUGUUUGACUUUUCCCUGGAAAAAGAUUAUUUCUCUCUUGUUUUGCUCUAUGUGUUUGGUUUUUCAAAGAUGUUCUGAAAUCAGGUAAUUUGCUUAAGCUGGAAAAUAUUAUGGGGAUCCUUUCCAUGAGCUUGUAUAGUGUUAACUGACAACUAUAUUGUUAUAUUAUUCAGAUAAAUUAAAAAAAAAUUGUAACCUGA
Pantherophis guttatus is the source of this 5323-nucleotide messenger RNA. RefSeq names its product claudin-9-like. Gene Ontology annotation, cellular component: bicellular tight junction; membrane. Lineage: Eukaryota; Metazoa; Chordata; Lepidosauria; Squamata; Colubridae. The record is from RefSeq and is a predicted model, not a curated record. Gene Ontology annotation, molecular function: structural molecule activity.